Messenger RNA from Hansenula ciferrii, 1062 nucleotides. RefSeq lists its product as uncharacterized. NCBI's taxonomy places the organism in Eukaryota, Fungi, Ascomycota, Saccharomycetes, Phaffomycetales, Wickerhamomycetaceae. The transcript has a single exon. The coding region runs from base 1 to 1062 and encodes 353 amino acids. The record is from RefSeq and is a predicted model, not a curated record.
AUGAAUUGGAAUAUCUUAGACAAUCUUCCUUAUGAAAUUCAUAUUCAAAUUUUGGAUUCAUUAAUUUUAACCAAUGAUAUCUUCAACUACCUAAAAAUUGUCCCCAAACUACAAGAUUAUUUUGCCAAACAUUAUAUACUCAUUAGUGAUAAAAUCAAUAAAGAGAAAUACUCACAUCUACCAAAUGAAUCUUUGAUAUUUUUAAAUGAUUGUGACAUCAAAUCACAAGAAUGGUCUAAAAAACUUCAUGAUUUCGGUGGCGUAUUAUUAUGGGAAUGUUAUUCAGUCUAUAAUUCUUAUGAUAAACUCACUGAGCUGAAACCGUCUGGGCUAAUGAUUAAAGGUGAACCUAAAAAAUCAAUGAAACUGAAAAUCACUGUUUAUGAAAAUCUAACAAAAGUUUCAUUUUUAUUUCAAAAUUUAUUUGAUAUUGGUCCAAAAUUGAUUUCAUUACAUGCACCAAACUGUCAAGAAAUGAUUAUUUAUCAAACUAGUUUACCUUCAAAAUCCAUGUUUAUAUUUGAUCAAUUACAGAAAUUAAAAUUGAUAAAUGUUAAAAAAUUUAAUAAAGUAUGGAAUGAUUGUUCACAGUUAAAAAGUCUUGAACUUCAAUUGUUGCCAGAUAGUUUUUCAAUUUCAAAAGAUUUCCAAUAUCCCGAAAGACUUUUAGCAAAUUCCAACCAACCAAAAACUUUACUUUUGAAAAAUUCAAUGUGUGCUAAUUUGAUUUAUUUGUAUCUAUAUGAUACCAUUAGGGGAUGUGGUCCAGGUAUUGAUUCUUUGUGUGACUUAAAUUUCCCAAAACUGAAAGUCCUUGAGAUUAAAUAUUGUCGUACAUUCAAGUCAAUUAUAAAUAUGAGUGCUGAGAAGUUACAAAAUUUUACAUGUAUUUCACCAAGUUCAAUAAUCAGAAUAGAUGGUCUUGAAACACCAGUCCUGAAAAAUUUUAUUAUUGAUGUAAAAAGUUGCACUAUCGACAAUUUUAAAAAGCCACAAAGCCUAAAGAUUUUUGAAAUAACAGAAUCGAAUAAUUGUGUUUCAAAUGCUGGAAAUCACUUAUAA